AUGGUAAAAGACAGGAAGACGAAAUACGAUAAGUAUUGGGGUACAUACAACAAGAUGAACAAUUUUAUGUACUUUGCGGUUUUACUUGAUCCUACCACCAAAUCACCUUUUUUGUUACAUGCUUUUAAAAAAAUGAUCAGGUACAUGGAAGUGAUGGAACCGCCAUUGACCCCCGCGGACAUAGACAUAAAAGCACGUCAAAUGGUCCGAGAAAUUGAGAAUAGGAUGGAUAAUUUAUUUAUGACAUACUUGAAACGAUUUGACAAUGAUGGAUCAUCUCAACAAGAAGUGAGUCAAAAUGUCAUUGAUGUUGAUGAUGAUAACGACUUUUUCAGUGAUUUUCAUUGUACGGGAUGUAGCAACUCGGAUCCAACAAAUAACGAGUUUCGAACUUAUUUGAAAGAGAAUAUAGGAUUUCGAGAUCUGCCACCAACAACCACCACCAUGAGAGUGGCAGGGCAAUCACCACCACCACCUUCUCCGCGACAAUCAACACCGUCGUCUCCAUCUACAUUAACAGCAAAAGAUGCGGAAUCUCUCUUCCGUACCAAACCCAUCUCCGAAAUCCGAAAUGUCGAAGCCGCAACCAGAAAACAGAUCCAAGACAAGAGCGAAGAGCUCCGGCAGCUUGUCGGUAACCGUUACCGCGAUCUGAUCGAUUCCGCCGAUUCAAUCGUCAACAUGAAGUCAUCCUGCCACUCCAUCUCUAGCAAUAUAUCCGCUGUUCACGAUGGUAUCCUUCAUUCCCUUUCAUCUACCACGAUUAACCCUAAUUCUGCAUCUUCAAACCCUGCUAGGGCUCGUAUCUACGGCAUUGCGUGCCGUGUUAAGUAUAUAGUCGAUACACCUGAAAACAUAUGGGGAUGCCUCGACGAUUCGAUGUUUGUCGGUGCAGCUGCACGAUACAUGCGCGCGAAAUUAGUUCACCAUGGUUUAACUAGCAACGAUGAUAACAAGAGCGUGUUAUUGAAAUUCCCUUUGUUACAACACCAAUGGCAGAUCGUAGAGAGUUUCAAAACACAAAUCUCACAGAGAAGUCGUGAGAGAUUGUUGCUAGAUCAAGCCGUAGGACUCGAGAUCUCUGCAUAUGCUGAUGCUCUUGCUGCUGUUUCAGUUAUCGAUGAACUCAAUCCGGCUCAGGUUCUGAAAUUGUUACUUGAUUCAAGAAAGUCUUGUGUUUCUCAGAAACUAGGUAGUUGUAAGGUGGCUAGUGAGGAUGUGAUCAUGGUGUUUUGUGAAGUAUUGAAGGUGAUCCAGGUUAGUGUAGCACAUGUAGGAGAGUUGUUCUUGCAGGUUUUGAGCGACAUGCCUUUGUUCUACAAGACAGUAUUGGGUUCUCCCCCUGUUUCUCAGCUCUUUGGUGGGAUCCCAAAUCCAGAUGAAGAAGUAAGAUUAUGGAAAUCUUUUAGGGACAAAUUGGAAUCCAUAAUGGUAAUGCUGGAUCGUGAUUUCAUUUCCAAAGCUUGUUUGGACUUCUUAAGGAGUUGUGGGAAGGAGAUUGUCAACAAGGUCAAUGGGCGUUACCUAAUUGAUGCCAUUGAUAAUGGGCAACAGCUUUCUGCAGCUGAGAAAUUGAUCAGAGAAACCAUGGAAGGGAAAGAUGUGUUGGCAGGGAGUUUGGAGUGGCUGAAAACCGUUUUUGGUUCAGAGAUUGAAAUGCCAUGGAGUAGAACCCGUGAGCUUGUUUUAGGCAAUGAUGAUGAUCUUUGGGAUGAAAUCUUUGAAGAAGCUUUUGCAUCAAGAAUGAAAGCUAUAAUUCUCUCUGGAUUUGAUGAAAUGAAUAAGAUAGUCAAUGUAAAAGAGUCCAUCCUCACAAUCUCUGGUGACCAAGUUGACUUUCAAGCUUUCUUGAAUAGGUCUCCAUUAGGUGGUGGGGUUUGGUUUAUGGAGCCAACUAGCAAAAGAGGUGGUUUAGUUACAAGUCCUAAAGCAUCCAUGGUGGGUAAUGAUUAUCAAAACUGUCUAAAUGCUUACUUUGGUGAUGAAGUUGGGAGAAUCAGAAUGGCAGUUGAUAACCACUGCAAGAAUGUUCUUGAAGACCUUUUAAGCUUCUUGGAAUCUCCAAAAGCCUCUUUAAGAUUGAACAAACUAACACCAUAUCUACAAAGCAAAUGUUUUGAAAGCAUUUCAGCCAUACUUACAGAGCUCAAGCAUGAAUUGGAGUACUUGUAUGCUACAUUGGGAUCACUAUUCAUUGGAAGACUCCUGUUUGCAUUCCAAAAGUACUCUAAAAACAUUCCUGUAAUCCUUGGUUCUCCUAGACAAUGGUUGAAUGAAAGUAGAGGAUCAGGAUCAGUAUCACCACUUUUGAGGUAUUCUAGUGGAAGAUUUGAUUCGUUCACUUCUGAAAACCAUGGAAAGAAAAUUCUCACCUCACCUAGAAGACAAUCUUCACUUACUGCUUCUGCAUUAUUUGGAGUUGAUGACACUUCAAGCCCACAGCUUCCUGAACUUAAAAAAACAAUACAAGAUCUUUGUAUCAAAGCUCAUAACCUGUGGAUAACUUGGGUUUCAGAUGAACUCUCUUCUCUCCUUUCUCAAAGCCUCAGAAAUGAUGAAUCUUUAUCUGCAACCACACCAUUGAGAGGGUGGGAGGACACAGUGGUUAAACAAGAGGAGUCUAGUGAACACCCAUCAGAGAUGAAGAUCUCACUUCCUUCAAUGCCUUCUUUAUACAUCACCUCAUAUUUGUUUCAAGCUUCUGAAGAAAUUCACCGAGUUGGAGGUCAUGUUCUUGAUAAACCAAUUCUACAAAACUUUGCUUCAAAAUUACUCGAAAAGGUGAUUGAUAUAUACACAAAUUUCCUCUCAAACAAUGAAUCUACUACAAAUACAACCCGUGUGUCUGAAAAAGGAGUACUCCAAAUCUUACUUGAUCUAAGAUUCACUGCUGACAUUCUAUCCGGAGGCGAUUUAACAGGAAACGAAACCUUAAAAACAUCAAAAACAAAAACAGCAUACAGACGAAAACAAGAUGUUAUUCAACAAACAAAAACAGUUAUGAAAGAUCGCCUUGAUGAGUUGGCAAAUCGCCUCUCUCAGAAGCUAGACCCCAUAGACUGGCUCACGUAUGAGCCAUAUCUUAUGGAAAACGAGAAGCAGUGUUACUUGAGACAUGCUGUUUUAUUUGGUUUCUUUGUGCAACUUAAUCGUAUGUACACAGACACCAUGCAAAAAUUGCCUACAAAUUCAGAGUCAAAUAUAAUGAGAUGCUCCACAAUUCCUCGUUUCAAAUAUCUUCCAAUCAGUGCUCCUGUGUUAUCCAAGGGGACAAGUAAAUCGCCUAUAUCAACAUCAUCUAUAGACAACAGUGUGACAUCAUCAAGUAAUUCAUGGAGAAAUUAUACACAAAAUGAGCAUAUGAAUAUGGAUCAUGACACCACAAGUUUAGGGGUUGCAACGCCUUUCCUCAAGUCCUUCAUGCAGGUUGGCAGUAGAUUUGGGGGAGAGUACGUUGAAACUAGGAUCGAUGCUGACAGAAGGACAAGCGAAUCACGCCCCAACGCAUUUCACCGAUCUUCUUCCCAACGACGAGGAACUCCAAGCGAAUUGACACGGAGAAGUGAUUCCGCCGCUUCAAUAUUCCUGUUGCUUGAAUUGAUUCAUUUGUUUGUUGCAUCACCAACUCCGAUCAAAACUUAUCACGGUGGCGAAUUCAUGCUUUUUGAUUAUAUUCUCUGCACCUGA
This is a messenger RNA of Lactuca saligna, 3687 nucleotides long. Lineage: Eukaryota; Viridiplantae; Streptophyta; Magnoliopsida; Asterales; Asteraceae. The record is from the annotation of a GenBank genome assembly.